AAAGAAAGCGGCCGUCGGUUGAUUAAGGGGCAGGGGAGAGGAGGCUUUGCUUUUGCUUGGUUCCUCUUCCUCCUCCCCCGUCGACAAGCAAAGGCCACCCACCCUCCAACCCCAGCUACCCACCCGACGCCGCCCGCGCAACCUCCUCCCCCCCCUCCUCCGCAUUCCCCUCCCAAGGCCCGAGCACCUCCCGGCCGCCGGGACGGGAGGGAUCUGCCUCCCCUGCGCGAUUUGAUUUGGGGCCGCCGGCGAGGAGGGGGUUUCUUUUCCUGGCUGGUUGGUUGGGCGGGCGGCCGGUUGGCAUGGGGAUCUCGCACCCGCUGUCCGACGAGUUCUACGGAGGGCCCCGCGGAGGAGGUCUGGGCAGCGCGCUGCUGCUGUCGCCGGAGCGGACGCCGCCGCCCGCCUCCUGCUGCUCGCCCGUGGACGACGGCCAGGAGGACUUCCUCCAGCACCAGGUGUCCCGGAUGGACACGCUCGCCGGCAUCGCCAUCAAGUACGGCGUCGAGAUCUCGGACAUUAAGAGGGCAAAUAGUCUUGUGACUGACAGCCAGAUGUAUGCACACAAGGCAUUGCUCAUACCUCUGCCAGGAAGGCCCAUGCCAUCCUCUGUGAAGCUGAACGGCUCCAGCCUACGAUCGAAGAGAGCGUGGGCUCCGAACAAUCAGCAAAACGGGGACAUUGUGAAUUCACUAGAUUCUGAUAAGUCUAGGCAACAGCAGUCGUCACUUGCAAUGAGCAGCUUGCAGAGCUACUAUGGCCUGAGUUCUCAAGGAGGAGAUGACAUGGAUCUGAGUACAGAAAUGUCCUUGUACAGCAAGGGAAGCUCCCAAGGUAUUGGAAGUGAAAUACUCCCAAUUUCUUCUUCUCCGCCUGACAGUACACAAAGCACUGGCAGAGGCAACGGGGCUACCAAAGAGAAGCAAGAUGGUUCCAUACGCCGGCGGCAGAAAGUGGAGGCGGAUACCCAGGACGACCUUCUGUCGGACUCGAUCAAGAUGAUCAAGAGCUUCCUGCCGAGGCCGGUCUCCAGCAUGCGUCUGAAUACGGACGCGGGCAGCCCGGAUCCCGCCGCGAGGAGCAGUGGCGGCUCAUUCCUCGACGGGUUCAAGUCCGUGGUGCGGAGGUCGCCGAGCGCCCCGAGCUUUGCGGACUCGGAGAACAAUGGGGUCUCCAUGUGGUCGAGCUCCAAGUGGACAUUCAACCACGAGUCCUUCACCCGGCCGUUGCUUGACGGCCUCCCGAAACCCGCGACGGGUCGCAGGAUGAAAGCUGCCCUAGACUGAGUUUUAGUCUCCAUGCCGGCGCAACAGUAGUUCUACUGCUGCAAACUCCAUUUGUAGUCAUGUCAUCCACGCAUGUGAUCUGAGUUGAGAGGGAAAUGGAAGAGGUGACUUGGUUUGCCAUGAUCUUCAGCCACCUCAAUCCUUGUUCCUCAUACUGAUGACGAUCACAUUGACUUGCAGCUCCACACUCCGCCCAUCUGCCUUUUCUCAUGUGGCUUCUGCUGCUAAUUCAUCAUUCGUCCUGUAUAAUUGUAUAUCACAUUAUAUACGGAGUAAAAUGCAUGUUUAACUUUGUUA
Molecule: messenger RNA, 1583 nt
Organism: Triticum aestivum (bread wheat)
Lineage: Eukaryota; Viridiplantae; Streptophyta; Magnoliopsida; Poales; Poaceae
Exons: 3
Coding region: 303-1286 (327 amino acids)
Source: RefSeq, a predicted model, not a curated record